Molecule: messenger RNA, 372 nt
Organism: Theileria annulata
Lineage: Eukaryota; Apicomplexa; Aconoidasida; Piroplasmida; Theileriidae
Product: 50S ribosomal protein L14, putative
Exons: 1
Coding region: 1-372 (123 amino acids)
Biological process (GO): translation
Cellular component (GO): mitochondrial large ribosomal subunit; ribosome
Molecular function (GO): large ribosomal subunit rRNA binding; structural constituent of ribosome
Source: RefSeq, a predicted model, not a curated record
AUGUUUCUAACCAAGCUUUUGUCUGGAUUGCAGAGAAUGUCCAUAUUGAAAUGUGGAGACAAUAGUGGAGUGAUAAAAGGGUGUAUUAUUGGACUUGGUAGGAAUAAGCACGGCACUGGUAAGAUAGGUGAUCGCAUCAAGGUAUCAGUUCGUGACAAAACUUCCGACUGCAUAGUUAACAACAAGAAGCCUAGGGGUAUAAUAGUGAGGAGGAAGAAGGAAACGCAGAGGAAGGAUGGGAUGGUGUUCAAAUUUGACGAAAACGCCUUUGUUAUUAUUUCAAACAAUAAGCUCCAGGCCACCAAAAUCAAGGGACCUAUUCUUCUGGAAACCAGACAUAACUCUAAAUCACUCGCAUCUAAAAUUUUAUAA